AUGGCAAGGCUUCCGGCCAAACCCAUCGUCAAGUGGUUCUCCGUCAAACCCAUAUUGUCAAAGGCUUUCGGUCAAAUCCACUAUCUUAAAAUCGGACCAGCCAUGGCAGCUCGAAGCUAUCUCUACGGUGGUGCUUCCGGUGGUGAAGCUGAAAGUGGUGGCUCUGUUCUGCUGACAAACAAAAGGGUUCAUUGUUCUUCUUCUCUUAACCCUGUUGAUUCCUUCUUCGUCUCCCGGUCGUCUCCUUUCCAGGGUUCUCGAUCAAUGGUUAGCUUUGAAGAUAGAGGGAAUGGAUCCGGUGGGCAAUUUUUUCAGUCAUUUGAUCAUGAAGACAAUGGAGAUGAUGAAUACGAUGAAUACUUUCAGCAGCCUGAGAAGAAAAGACGGCUCACGGUUGACCAAGUACGGUUCUUGGAGAAAAGUUUUGAAUUAGAUAACAAACUGGAGCCAGACCGAAAGAUUCAGCUAGCCAAAGAACUCGGUUUGCAGCCCAGGCAGGUUGCCAUCUGGUUUCAAAACCGACGCGCACGUUGGAAGACUAAACAACUAGAGAAAGACUACGAUGAUUUGCAGGAAAGCUACAAUAAACUCAAAGCCAACUAUGAGAAUCUUGUUAAAGAGAAGGAAAAACUAAAAUCCAAGGUCGGUGAAUUAAGUGAUAAGCUGAUGAUUCAAGAGAAAGGAACCUCGGAUGCAUCGAGUACUAAAAGCCCUUGUGAGCCACAACUGUGUGAACCGGUACUUGAGGAAAAUUUAUCGAAGAACAUGAACCCGACAUGCGAGCCCGAAGGGGAUUUAAACGUGGUGUUUGAAAGAGGCGAUUCAUCUUACGUAUUUGAACAAGAACAAAGUGACGGGUCGUUGGAUGAAGAAAAUGAUAACUUUGGGAAGAUGUUUCUACCAUCAAUGGACUGUUACACAUCGCCAAAGAUCGAGAAUGUGGACCCACAUGCGGCGAACUCUUAUUAUCUUGGGCUUGCCGGAGAUGAUCAAGCAUUUGGUUUUUGGUCUUACUGAAUCAACUCCGUGGGGGCAUAACUCGGUUGUUAUUGAGGUUCCAGUAACUCUGGAAGGGAAAUAAUGGCCUGAAUCCAGGAGGAUUGGUGUUGGUUUAUUUUUUGUCUGUUGUCUUCUAUAUUUUUAAAGUUUGUGUUGUCUGGUUUUACCUUUUAUAAAUAAGUGCCAAAUGUUUUUGCAUUUUCAUUGUAAGUAAAUUGCUUCAUACUAAUAUUAUUUGUAAACAAUGUU
This is a messenger RNA of Lactuca virosa, 1248 nucleotides long. The record is from the annotation of a GenBank genome assembly. NCBI's taxonomy places the organism in Eukaryota, Viridiplantae, Streptophyta, Magnoliopsida, Asterales, Asteraceae.